Molecule: messenger RNA, 237 nt
Organism: Paracoccidioides lutzii Pb01
Exons: 2
Coding region: 1-237 (78 amino acids)
Source: RefSeq, a predicted model, not a curated record
AUGGCUCUAUCGAUUCACCUUUCGAAGGGAACCGCAAUACACGCUCACCAUCGUCUUUCAUCAGAGACUUCCACUCAUCUCAUAAGCGCACGACUGUCCCAGACAUCAAUGCAACCUGGACACUCGACAUAUCUGGAUAAUGUGCGAUGUAGCGGGCGCGGUUUGGAAAGAAGCGGAACGAAUUUGGCGCAAGCUGGGUUCAGAGUGUCCCAUGAUAAUCCCAACAAACAUCAAUGA